Messenger RNA from Cavenderia fasciculata, 3048 nucleotides. RefSeq lists its product as uncharacterized. Bases 1 to 3048 code for a protein of 1015 amino acids. Gene Ontology annotation, biological process: protein homooligomerization. The record is from RefSeq and is a predicted model, not a curated record. Gene Ontology annotation, molecular function: protein binding. The transcript has 5 exons. Lineage: Eukaryota; Evosea; Eumycetozoa; Acytosteliales; Cavenderiaceae.
AUGAGUGAUUAUAAUAACCACCAACAAGAAUCAUCAUCACAACUCUUUAGUGAAGAGUAUCAUCAACAACAGUCCUCUCCUAUCGAUGAUGAACCUACCAACAAUAACAAUAGUACAGUCGUUAAAGAAGAAGAAGAAGAGAAACCCACUCCUGCAGUUGUUGCUUCAUCACCAGACGUCGUUCAUCUUAUCACUCCUCCUACUACUCAAGAAGAAGAAGAAAAAGUAGAACAAGUUGAAGUUGAAGAGGAGGAAGAAGAAGAGGAAGAAUUAAAGGUUAUCGGAACACCAACAUCACAAUCUCCACCAUCGCCAUCAUCAACAGCUGCUGAAAGUGAUUUCAUUGAAAUUAAAGAUCUACCAAAGAUUAUUACAAUAGAGAGGCAGCUAUCCUCUGAUACCUCUGAUUCAUCCGAGUCGUCGUCGUCUUCACCAUCAUCAUCAAUAAUAUCAAGUGACCAACAACAACAACAACAACAAUUGGAAGAAAGUCGUGAGGAACAAAUACAAGUACAAGAUCCCUCUACUCUUACUACAAAUAUGGAAACAAUAUCAUCGGUUAGACCACCAAUUACAUCAAUAUCAACAACCAAUGAAGAAUAUACUAAUGGUUAUUAUAAAAGUCACUCAAUUGCAACGAUGACAUCAUCGUUACCAAUUCCAACACCAAUCGUUAAAUUAAAUGUUGGUGGAGUUAAAUAUGCAACUACUAGAGAUACACUACUCAACUCUAAUAGUACAUUCUUUAUGGCGUUGCUGUGUGGAUCGUGUGGCAAUGCAAUGGAUGGGGAUGGAAGUUAUUUCAUUGAUCGUGAUGGACCAUUGUUUGAACCAAUACUCAGUUUUAUGCGUACUGGUGAGUUCUCUCCAACAGAAUACAGUACAUCGACACUAUCUAAAAUCUAUCGUGAAGCUGAUUUCUAUGGUAUCAAGAUACUCUCUGAAAUCCUAUCACCACAAUCACGUAAUGGUAGUUCAUUCCUCAUAUCUAGAAUCGAUUCAAUCAAUUGGUUAUCAAACAAACAAUCAAACAAUUAUGUAACUCAUGUCAUUACACGUGCCAAUGUUUUAAUUGUUGCUUAUCGUGAUUUAUCAAUUGAAUGUUGGAUAUAUAAAGGAUUAGUAUUUGGAUGGAUGCAUAUAUUUAAAGUUGAAUCACCAAAUGACAUUGUAUCAUUAAAAAUAUCGGUAACCAAAAGUAAAACAAAUACAGUUACCAAGGGUCAUUUGGUAGUUUGUACAGAUAAAAAGGUUAUCAUUCUUUAUAAAUUUGAUAUUGAUCCAUAUGAUUUAAAAGUUAAUUUGGUAGAAAAUAUUAUAAAAUUAAAUCAUGUUGCACAUUAUUCAAAUUUCAUGGUGAAUGGACAUUAUUUAGCAUUGAUUUCAAGAAGUGGUCUAAUUACAAUGUUGGAUUGUGAAAGUGAAAAUGAUCAAUUAAUAUUAAUGCAAAUACCAUUUACCAUUACAAAUGUUACAGAUGUUGAAUAUGUUUUAUUUAUUUCAUGUGAUAAUGGUAAAAUAUAUGAAAUGAGACAAAAUAUGAAAGGAAAUUGGGUUUGGGAUAUUGAAGAGGUAUUUGAAAUUAAUAGUACUGAAUUUUUGUAUCCAAACUAUGGUGGAUUUUCAAGAAAGGCUUGGGAAAUGUCAACUAGAAAGGAUAUGUUGAAAAGUAGUAUAUUAAAGGUGAUUGAAACACCUUCAAACAAUACAAAUGGACACCAAUCAACCUCAUCAUCUGAACAGAGUAUGAGAGAGUUUUUAAAAUCUAGUAGAGAAUACAUCAACAAUCAAAACAAUGAAAUAUUUAUACAAAACCUGUACCAACAAUACUAUACCUAUGCCAACUCACCUAAAUACAAUCAUCCACAUUCUGUAUUCCCUCCACCUGCUCCUACCCCUACACCCACUGUUACGGCUGUUCCAGUCCAACAGUCAGUAAUCGAUAUUGAAAUAGAACAAGAAAAGAAUAACAAUUUGGAUAGUAUUGAUAAUAACGAUUUAUCGAAUCAUUUGGAGAAUGCAGCUGUUUAUGUGACGGCAACGUCUACUUCAUCGGUUCAACAAAUCAACUUUGACUCGAGAAUUGCAAUGGUGGCUGGAACAUUGGAUGGACACGUCCAUUUAAUGUUUAGAGGUACGAAAUACCCUGAUUUCCAACCGGCUGCCAAGUUUUGGAUCGGUGGAAAUGACCCGAUUGUGCGUGUGUCGGUGAGUGGUGGUUAUGAGGGUGUGUUUAUAUGUGCGCAGUCGUAUUCGGGUAUGGUCAAGACAUGGCAGUACAAGUCGUCCAACGUGCCCUAUCCAUCGACGGUCAAAUGUAUAUCAACACACCAUCCACACAGAUCGACCGUCAGCACCGUGUCAUCUCCCAUCUCACUCGUCGCACGUUUCAAAACAUUCAACUCACUCUACUGUAUCUCGCGACACUCCGAUUCCCAACAAGGGGGUAGUAGAGGAGCCAACGGUGAGACUGGCGGAGACUCAUCACCAUCCAAUGUCACUGGAUCCAGUCCCAUCAUGCUCGGUCUAGGUGGUACAUUACGCGGACCAAAUAACCUAAUGAAUCUGAACAACAACAAUGGAAACAAUAACAACAAUGGUAACAGUGGUGGAAAUGUAAAUGGAGGUAUUAACCACAGUCUCAUGAACACACUUACCAAGACCAGUAUCAACGGAUCGUCAUCACCCAACAUUCCAAUGGGUGGUACCAAUAAUAAUAGUAAGGGUGCCAACUCAUCAUACAACCAAAUCUAUAUUACAGGUGGUGAUGCCAAUACUGGAUACGAGUUACUCGUCUACCCACUCUCACAUCGUCAUGAUGGUGAUAUUAUCCCGUCUUCUGAAUGGCUCGAUAGCCACUUGCAAACGCCUAUCCGUAUCCCAAUGGUUGAUACCACUCCCAUCACCAACAUUACAGUCUCUACCUAUGGUGGAUCCGAACCAUCCUACUCUGAUGUAGUCUAUCAAAUCAUCACCUUUCACGAAUCCAAUAAUAUCUAUUCUUGGGAUCUCAAAGAUAUCAAUUCAAAGUUUAAUGAUAAAAAUUAA